Messenger RNA from Rotaria sp. Silwood1, 264 nucleotides. NCBI's taxonomy places the organism in Eukaryota, Metazoa, Rotifera, Eurotatoria, Philodinida, Philodinidae. The record is from the annotation of a GenBank genome assembly.
AUGACAUCCACUACUGAAGAACUACAGAAGUAUGUUGGACAAAGUUUUAGUAAAGUUAAACAAGAAUUAGAAAGUCAAGGCUAUAGUGUCCGUGAAAUUCGUCUUGGCACCUACACAACAGGUGGCCGUGUAUCAAUGAGACCAUACCUCAGUAUUUUAGUUCUUUUAUCGAAAAAUAAAUUAUUUUCACAUGUUUUAGUUGCAUUUGAUAAUAUUAUUCGUCAUGUUGCUGAAUAUAUUUUUGGUCUUAAUCGAUCAUGUUAA